This is a messenger RNA of Ctenopharyngodon idella (grass carp), 3592 nucleotides long. RefSeq lists its product as uncharacterized. The transcript is spliced from 2 exons. NCBI's taxonomy places the organism in Eukaryota, Metazoa, Chordata, Actinopteri, Cypriniformes, Xenocyprididae. Bases 419 to 943 code for a protein of 174 amino acids. The record is from RefSeq and is a predicted model, not a curated record.
AAUAGGUCCUAUAAGUAUCUGUUUUCUUGUUGGGAAUCAUAAUUUUAAAUUUGAUGCCAAUAACCAUCUGGCCUACAGACGGCUCUUGGGUGGGGCAUGAACUCUAAUGAUGCUCUUAUAAUGACAGAGGAGUUUGACAGCAAAGCAGCUGCGCUCAUUUGACAGCAUGGACUAAACCUGAUGCGCGUGAGCAGCAGCUCGAUCGAGUGUAGUCUAAUGCACUUUAUGUCCUUUUUUUUUUUUUUUAGCUGCAAGUGCCUAAAUCAAGACACUGGGUAAUAUGAAAGUAUUUACUUUAUAAUUGAUCCAAUGCAGAUCGGUUUGAGGAACUUGAUUCACCCUGGAGUCUCGAUAUCAUCCUGAAGCUGGACGAUGCGCGCGGACCAUUCCAGAUAGAUCAAUGAUAUGAACUUACAUUAUGCCUUCACUACAUCAUGGCGCUAUUUUUAUUGGAGUAUUUUUAAUAGUCACCGGUGGCUCCUCCGCUUUUCUAACUUCUAAUCAAAGUCGACUCCAGGCGUUCAGCAUGUGCUGUGUGGUGCUCGGGGCGGUGAUGCUCAUAUUAGGACUAUUCUGGGCUAUGAACGGCAAGAGAACCACGGUGCCUUAUAAUGAAGAGUACAGCCACGACUAUAGUCAAGUCAUGUUCACCCCACCGCCCGGAAACCACUUCCCCGAAUCCCAGUCCGUCUUUCUGCACGGGACUAUGCAAAGGCGAGGUGUAUACGGUGAAGAUUUGGACUAUCCCCCCAUGGAACCAACAUGCUUCAGCCCUACCACUCGGGGUCGGCCGCCUCACUGGGACAUGGAUCCUCCUCCACCUUAUGAGGUGGCCAUCAAAACCACCAGGAGCUCCACACACCUGAGGCGCAGCUACUCAGACACACAGCUGCUCACUGAACCUCUGUUCGGACGCUCACGGGAGAUCAGUUUCGAAGUGUGACAUCCGUGCCACGUUCAUCUCUUGAGACCUGAACUGCUGAAUACCCACCCUAAAAUAUUCAUAAACAAGUGUUGAUGAAGCUACGAAACAAGCAUUGACAAUCCACAGCUCGCAGAGGGAUUGUUUUUUGCCUCUUGAGAUGGUUUUCAACUUAACCAUGUGUUUACGGCCUUUUCUCAAAUAAAAUGCAUUAUAAAUAUAACUAUAUAUACAUAAGCUUUUGGAAAUAAGUGGGUAAUUUCUCAUUAAACAUACUGUAAUGCAUUUUACAAGAGAUGUGGCUUUAAUUUUAGGUAUGCCUACUGUCUCCCACCCUUAACAGAUCACUCACAUUUUAGAAAAUAUAGUGCCUGAAUGUGUGAAGCACACCUUAUACCGGAAAAAAAGAGAAGUUUUUGUUAAAAUUUGGUGGAUUUAAUGAACCAAGGGAAUAUUUAUGUGUAUACACAGGUAUAAACAUUUCCUGGGCUGAUAUAUAUACACACACAUGUUAAUAACCAAUAUUAACAGAAAAUAUUUCACAUGAUGAAGGUAAAUUUAUAUUUACAUAUAAAUAAUAAAACAAGUUAAUAUCCAUAAAUCCAUUGAAUAUUCACAAAACAUCAAAAUAUUCAAAAUUAAAAAGUAUUUAGAGUACUUAGUGCACUUGGCAUCCUAAUUGCUUUCCGGCAGUAAUGUGGAUGAUUUUUUGAAAAGUGUUUUGUUCGUAUAUUUAUUAAUUUUUUAGACUCUCAGGGCAAAAUAUUGUGUUUAGUCAAUAGAAUAUUUUCUUGGGAUAGCCUGUUUGAGCACACAAUUUUCCCAGACUCAGAAACCGCAUGGUCAGGUCACUUUAGAGAUCUGGCCAGAGAGAUUAUUUAUGCAUAAGGCACACAUUGUGGUGCCUGAUAAUGGGAGCACAUCUCUGCUGAGAAAACCACACAGCAUUACUGAGUUUAAUGAUGAACUAAUGCCCUGUUAAUAUUGUUUGGAACACUAUAAAACAUGACAUUCACAGCCACUACUUCCUCUGACUCACCCAUUACAACGAUAUUCAUCUUUUAACAAAGGCACUUCUGGGUAUUCUAAACCUUCUGCGCAUUUACUGUGUUUUCUUUGAGCUGCAAAGAAUAAUCUACCGAGGGCUGUUUACAUCAGUUUUGUGUGCAUGCUAGACAUUUUUUUUUUUUUUUUUUAGAGAUGCUGUACUUUUUUGGUUUGUUUUAAUUUAAACAACUAAAGGAUAAACCAGACUCCAGUUCCUUUUUCAGAUGUGGUAUGAUUGAAAAGUAAAGAGUAUUAUGAUUAUACACUUUUGCACUGUAGUCAAGCAUUGCAGAAUAUUUGACAUAUUUAAGAGGUGAAGAUCUUACCAAAACAUGAACGUUAUGCUCUUUAAAUGUCUCAUAGGCCUACUUUUUUUAAUACCUAACCAGUAUUUAUGUCAGUUUCUACAUUUUUAUAAUCUGUAAAUCGUAGGUUGGUUGUAUGUACAGUAUGUCAGUGUAAAAUUUAAGUGGAUCAAUAUGAAAUACACAUAACGUAUGACACUUAAAGGUACACUAUGUAACUUUAAAAAACAAAACUGCAUGCAUUUUGCGGAAGAACAUUGUUUAGGUUGUGCUUGGGGUCUGCGUGAGUGGGCGGAUGAAUGCUUUUCUUACUGCUUAAAAAACAUUCACUACUAUAGACCAAGACAUGUAAAAAGUUUCAAUGGAAAGGAUCUCAAGCUGACUUGCUGGAGACAACAGCCAUAAUAAAAUGACCUUUCACAAUAGAUAAUGCUUUACAAUGAACUCUGUUAGAGAGCUAUGGUGAUUUAUCUGUUCAAUAAAACACCUUACUCACCUAUUGAGUAAUAAAAACGCAAUCUCCACGUCACAUUUACAACAUUUCAAAUCCCUCAGUUCUCACCAUUUCCAAAAAGCCAAGCCAAUGUUGAUUCUAGUUUUAUUAAGAGCCAGGUCACCAGCAGACUCUCCUUGUUUCUUUAACCUCCCCGGAGGUUCCAGAUUUAUCGUGCUCCAUGUCAAACUUUCUCACUCAUUGUUACAACUAACCUAUACGCUAGUCUAGUUAUGCUAUAAAGACAAAGCUAAUGGGAACGUUUGAAUAAGAAACAUGGUGUCUGUAAUUAGACACGCACACGUGACAUUUUUCCAGCACUUCAAAUGUUAUUUUUAAUGUGAUGACCAAAAUCAUUAUUUGUUCAUCCUUCUGAAAUUGUCCCCAUUUGUAAAACCGAACGUUUCAAGAUGUAAGACAUCAACAUUUGACAGAAUUUAAAAAAAAAAAAAAAAAAAAAAAAAAAAUUAAUUACCACUAUAACCAGCAGGUGGCGGCAGAGGAGCAUUUAUUUGCGCAUAUAUUAGCCAUUUCCUGUAAGUUUCACUCAGUUUGGCUUUUGAAUAAAUAUUAAACAUUAUAAAAUCACUAGGAUUAAAAAUACAUUUUGUCAAGGUGAAGUAUGAAGUACUCACAAAAUCUCAUGAAAAACAAUAACUUUUCUUGUGAAUAAAUUACACAGAAAGCGAGCACCGCACUCUUUAUUUAUAGUGACUGAAGCUGUCAGUCAGUGCAGUGGAAGCUCAAUGAUUUCCACACACCUGUGAAAACUCGCAUUUUAUUCAAUGAAUCUAACUAAAGUGCACAAUAAAUCUUUAAUAUACA